GUAUGUAUCUAUUAUAGUGGUAAAUGUAAUGGCUCUUGCUGACAAAAAUCAAUUGGAUUUAUAGUGUGAACCUGCCAUAGAUACUGAUAAUUGCUUUUAGAGUUCUUGAGUUUUGAUAAUAACAAAAAAAUGGACAAACCUAUUUUAGGAAAAGAAUGCCAGAAUUAUUCUUCUGUAGUUAAUGAUUACGCCAUUGUCGAAAAUAUUACUCCAUCGUCUUGUGAAACUGAAUAUAGUAAUAAGGUAAGAUCUGCAUUCAAUACCUUGACUACUUGUAUUUGUAUAGUAAUAGCAUGGACUAUGAUGUAUUUGAUAUUUGGGAAAAACAUGUUACCAGGCUCACAACUAGCAUCAGUUUGUUUUCUAGUUGCUAGUUCAUGGGCUGCAGGAAAAGUAAUUGAACAACUUUAUUUACCGCCAAUGCUAGGAAUGUUGAUAGUUGGUGUUGUAUUAAGAAACGUAGGUUUUUAUGAUAUAAAAAAUGAUUUUCAAAUAUACAUAAUUAUUCUUAGGGAAGUUGCUCUUACAACACUAUUAGUAGAAUCAGGAUUAAGUUUAGAUGGUACUAUGCUUAAAAAACUUAGUUUAGUCGUAAUUCAAUUAGCCAUAUUACCAUGCAUUACAGAAACUAUAGCUACAGCCGUAGUUACAUAUUAUCUCAUAGGAUUACCAUGGAUGUGGGGUCUUCUUUUAGGAUGUGUUUUAAGCCCAGUAAGUUCUGCAGUUAUUUUGCCAUCUUUAUUAUCUUUAAAACAACAAGGUCUUGGCGAAGAUAAGGGUAUUAUAACACUAGUUAUAGCUGCAUGUAGUUUUGAUGAUAUUUUUUGUAUUUCUGCAUUUGGUGUAUGUCUUGGUUUUUUGUUUUCAACAAAUUGGACAUCUAAUAUCAUACAAGGACCUUUAGAAAUUGCAAUGGGUCUUUUUUGUGGGAUUAUUUGGGGAAUUGUUGCUGGAUUCAUACCACAUAAGUGUGAAGAAAAUCUGAAUAUGAAAAGAGCAUAUGUCAUAACAGGUGGAGGAAUAUUGCUGGUAUUUGGCUUUACAGUUGUCGGAUAUUCAGGUGGUGGUCCUUUAGCAGCUAUGACUGCUGCUUUUGUUGCAAAUAUAUGCUGGAAAAAUAAUAAUUCAUUUAAUGAAGAUGUAGAAAGCAUAGUUAACAGUAUAUGGAAUCUACUAGAGCCAAUAUUAUUUGCAUCAAUUGGUACUGAAAUAAAUUUAACUGCUUUAAAGUCAUCACUGAUCAUUUCAGCAUCUAUCCUUCUUUUCAUAAUAUCAUGUGUUAGAGUUCUAACAUGUUUCUUUGUAUUAAAAGAUACUAAUUUUAACAUGCAGGAAAAAUUAUUUGUGAAUAUUGCAUGGAUGCCCAAAGCAACAGUACAAGCGGCAAUUGGUCCUUUAGCAUUAGAUAUGGCACGUAGAUACCAUGAUUCUAAUCAGAUUGAAUAUGCAUCAGAUGUAUUAGCAAUCAGUGUACUAGCAAUACUUAUUACAGCACCAACUGGAGCUAUUUUAAUGACACUUCUUGGGAAUUAUUUACUACGAGAAAAAUAUUGAAGACAACUAUUUAAAGUUAAAUUGUCUUAUGUAACACUAGUCAAGUUUUUUUAAGUUAUUUACUAAAAUAUACAGAACUAGUUAGUUGGUUUUUUAUUUUUUUAACUACAACAUUUUUAUUUAUAAAUAUUUUUGUAUAAAUAAAAUUAUUAUUAAAUCA
Daktulosphaira vitifoliae (grape phylloxera) is the source of this 1714-nucleotide messenger RNA. RefSeq names its product sodium/hydrogen exchanger 9B2-like. Gene Ontology annotation, cellular component: membrane. Lineage: Eukaryota; Metazoa; Arthropoda; Insecta; Hemiptera; Phylloxeridae. The transcript has 11 exons. Gene Ontology annotation, biological process: proton transmembrane transport. The record is from RefSeq and is a predicted model, not a curated record. Bases 130 to 1554 code for a protein of 474 amino acids. Gene Ontology annotation, molecular function: antiporter activity.